Messenger RNA from Penaeus monodon (black tiger shrimp), 1225 nucleotides. RefSeq names its product U1 small nuclear ribonucleoprotein A-like (gene snf). The record is from RefSeq and is a predicted model, not a curated record. Gene Ontology annotation, molecular function: U1 snRNA binding. Gene Ontology annotation, biological process: mRNA splicing, via spliceosome. Gene Ontology annotation, cellular component: U1 snRNP. NCBI's taxonomy places the organism in Eukaryota, Metazoa, Arthropoda, Malacostraca, Decapoda, Penaeidae.
ACAAGGAGAAGAUCACAGUCAUGUUAGAUAUACGGCCAAACCACACCAUUUAUGUCAACAACCUCAAUGAAAAGGUUAAAAAGGAAGAACUCAAAAGAUCGCUCUAUGCAAUAUUCUCACAGUUUGGGCAAAUUCUAGACAUUGUUGCCUUAAAAACGUUGAAAAUGCGGGGCCAAGCUUUUGUCAUCUUUAAAGAAAUCCAGAGCGCUACGAAUGCAAUGAGAGCCAUGCAGGGAUUCCCCUUCUAUGAUAAGCCAAUGAAAAUUGCAUACGCAAAAACAGAUUCAGAUUUGAUUGCAAAACAGAAAGGUACAUACAAAGAGCGUGGAAGCAAGCGCAAGGAGGAAGACAAGAAAAAGAAGAAGGGGAAAGAAGCAAAGGGAGCGACUGCAGUUCCUGCAGGGGCAGCUGCUGCCGCCAAAGCAGGAGCAGGGGCAGGUGUGGUGCCACCAAGACCAGGCCUUUUCAACCAGCCUCCUCCUGUUCAUGGUGCAGGUGGCAUAGGUGUGCCAGAACAGCCUCCUAACCAAAUCCUCUUCCUCACCAACCUUCCAGAUGAAACCUCAGAAAUGAUGUUGUCUAUGCUCUUUACCCAAUUCCCUGGUUUCAAGGAAGUACGACUUGUACCUGGACGCCAUGACAUUGCCUUCGUGGAGUUUGAGAAUGAAAUGCAGUCUGCAGCUGCUAAGGAUGCGCUACAGGGCUUCAAAAUUACACCCACACAUGCUAUGAAAAUUGCAUUUGCAAAGAAGUAAAAAGACCAUGUACAACUCCCAAAUUAGAUGAACUUCACAAGUUAGAUAAAUCUUAUAAUUCCAGGGGGGGGGGCCAAAGGGGCUACAAACUAUUUCAUACCUGAUUAAGGAUGCUAUAAAGAAGCAUUGUUUUAAUGCCAAUAUUUGUAACCAUUAUUUUGGAUUUCAUAGUAGAUUCAUCAUAGUAUCCAUAGCAGAAGUUGCAAGCUAAAAUUAAAUUUUAUCGGACUUCAUUACUCUAAUUGCAUCCUUGUUGUCCAUGAGUAUACAAAAAUGUUUGAGAAAAUGUAAGUAUUCAACAGUUACUUGUACAUUUUUCUUUGUAUAAUCCUUUCCUUGUUGGAGGGGAACAUUGAGUCUGUCUGUAUUUUUUACAUUUUUCUUUAAGAAAGAUUGUUAAAUUGACUCGUAUGUCUUUUGUAUGUAAUCAGAAGCAGUCAGUGGAUAUUAAAUAAAUUAUAAAUAGACAA